GGUGGGAGGAGAUCAAGAGGGGCCAAGGGUUAAGAAUGGGUACCAGUUGGCAUCUCCUAGGAGGUGGGCGAUCGGGCGACGCCUGGAAGGGAAGGACUAGAAAAGGAGACGGCGAGGAAACGGUCUGAUUCCUGCAGGGCGACGGGAGGGGGCGCGCAACCGGUGACCCUGGGUUGGGGAUGGCGGACUCUGCAUCGGGUCUAGGCCACUGUUCCCGGUAUUUCUUCUCCACCCUCCUUCCAUUUUGGAGCCGGAAAUGGUCUUUAGGUCCGUUGGUGCAGCAGAUUUCAAGGCUACGAGAGGAAUAUUGCUUCUGAUUCCUGCAGGAAGAAGAAGCAGGAAAAAAAAAUCUCAAGAUGGAAAAUGUCCCCAAGGAAAGCAGAGGAGAGGAGCAGGUUCCAGUGCAGAAUGAGGAAGCCCGCCCUUUGGGAGGUGGUGAAGGCCAAGAACCUGGAGGAAACAUUAGAGGGGAAUGGGCUCCACCUGCCCAAGAUUUUAGAGAGGAUAUGCCCAAUAGGCUUGUCAAUAACAUUGACAUCAUAGAUGGAGAUGCAGAUGAUAUGGAAAGGUUCAUGGAGGAGAUGAGAGAGCUAAGGAGGAAAAUUAGGGAGCUUCAGUUGAGGUACAGUCUGCGCAUUCUUAUUGGAGAUCCUCCUCACCAUGAUCAUCAUGAUGAAUUUUGCCUUAUGCCUUGAAUGCUGAGGUUAAUAAUCGUAUACCACCCUGCUUCCCAAACUUGCAUUUUCUUGAUGUACCCUUUACUGUGAACCUUUUGUGUUCUGUCAUUUUUCUGAUUGGAGAUUUAAUUUUCACUUUUGACUUAGUCUGUAAGUUUUUCUGUCAGCAGGGGAGAUUUUAUCAACUUGCAUGGAAAGAUGUCUAUUGCAUAUUGUAAAGCUAAUAAAGCAGUUUAGAAAGCA
Messenger RNA from Orcinus orca (killer whale), 920 nucleotides. RefSeq names its product brain expressed X-linked 5 (gene BEX5). The transcript has 3 exons. The record is from RefSeq and is a predicted model, not a curated record. Gene Ontology annotation, molecular function: signaling receptor binding. Gene Ontology annotation, biological process: signal transduction. NCBI's taxonomy places the organism in Eukaryota, Metazoa, Chordata, Mammalia, Artiodactyla, Delphinidae. Gene Ontology annotation, cellular component: cytoplasm. Bases 357 to 695 code for a protein of 112 amino acids.